AUGCCUCGACUUGUACGCCGCCGCCCGCUCUCCGAGCGCAUACUCUCAUAUCUGAAUCCAUAUGACUUUCUGCUUUGGAUUUCCGAGGAAUUUGAAGGCGGUGACUGGGAUCAAUUGGAAAAAAACUGGGCUUUGCCUAUUGGUAUCGCGCUCAACGUCAUCUUGCUUAUUGCGCGCGCAAAUAGUCGAUCCGGUGGUAGCAAGGCUUUCGACGAUGUGUUCGGCGAUGACGAUGGCACGUCCCUGCGUGGGUGGCUUGCCUCAUUCAUCGCCCAUUUGAUGGCCGUUGCCUCCGUGACCAAUGCUUUCUACACAUUUUCAAAGAAGAGACGCUAUCGCCUAUUUGAGAACUCCAUUGAUAAUAAUCCGGCGACACCUUCAGCGCAUCGUGUACGUGUUGAUUCAAGCCCCCGGAUGCCGUCUCCCUUGCGGUACAUCGCCAAGGCGCUAUCAUCAGAAUCGGCACACUCGAGAGCACACCCCGAUGCACAGCGGGAUGUUUGGGAGCUUGCAAUUUGGGAUCCCUCAGCACUUUGCCUCCGGCUCUUUUGCUUGUUCAGCCCCGGGCACGUCUUAGUAUACUGGCUGUUCCUCCCAACACAGCUUUCCGACCCACGACCCAGUGUGACGAUUGUGACGACCAUCGUUUUGACAGCUCUUCUAUCUGUUCAAAUGUCCUUCAUCUCGUCUUCUUACACACAGCAAGCCAAGGACCAGAAGGUUAUACACAAGGAAGUGUUCAAAGAAUAUGACACCAAAUAUGUACAACCUCGGACACACCCCGUGAUGAGAGAUGUCGGCACACAGUUCUCGUACGAUGAACACCCAAAGACCGAGGAAGAAUGCAACAGGGUUGAGACUUAUAGUCCCGCCGUUGUAAUUAACCGUGGUUUCAAGACCAGUCCCAACCCUAAUUACCUCAAGCACGUCGACCCAGAAGGUUUUACCCCGGUCCGCCAGUCAACUGCAUCUACCCCGAUCUCGUCUAUGUUCCAAGGCCCCCCGACCAACACCCCGAGCAUUUCUCGAGAUGGCUCACCGCUGGCACGAGGUGCCAACCGCACAACAAUGCGACAACCGCAGUUCCGAUCUACCGCAACAACGGGCGAUGGAGGAAGCCUUGGUGUUUAUAGCCACGCAAACUCGCCGCUGAGGAAGUCUGCGACAACCUCAUUUGACCGUCGCUUACAAAGCAACGGUGACUUUGUUUAUAAGGAGCGUGGUACAACUCCUUUGAUGCGGAGCUCCAGUCCGCUGAAGAGAAGCAGUGUACCAGGAGGCAUUAAUCCAGGUGGUUCAGCUACCCUCAAUAGAUCAGAUAACCUCGGCUCUCGCCGAGAAACGGGUCGAUUUUAA
This is a messenger RNA of Penicillium griseofulvum, 1356 nucleotides long. Its product is annotated as Nur1/Mug154 family protein. Lineage: Eukaryota; Fungi; Ascomycota; Eurotiomycetes; Eurotiales; Aspergillaceae. Bases 1 to 1356 code for a protein of 451 amino acids. The record is from RefSeq and is a predicted model, not a curated record. The transcript has 2 exons. Gene Ontology annotation, biological process: maintenance of rDNA; regulation of exit from mitosis.